AUGUCCGAUAUGUCAGAAGCAAGUGCCAAGCAUUUUGCGAGAUCUAUCAUUCCCCUCUAUCAUAAUGCCUGCGUCACAAUUCGAAUCAGCUCUAUUGAGUACAAAUACAAAGUUUCGAAGGAUCUUCUUUGCAGGGAAUCUACAUAUUUCUCAGCAAUGUUCGAGGACAAAUUUAAAGACUUCGAAGCUUUCUUACAAUGGCUAUACCUCGGCAAAUUCAAAUUCGAUUUGGAUGAGCCUGAGCACCAUAUCGCAGCCACAAUCGAGCUGGCCCGGUUUGCAGAUAUGUGCAAUGUUACUGGAAUGCAAAUUCAAAUCGGUCGAUAUCCCAAAGAUAUCCUGAUCGCCAGCCCCUGUCCUGACUAUGAGGGUGGGGGCGGUGUCGACACCUAUUGCCUCACAUCCCAGGACAUCAUUUCGGCGACUUUCUUGCCUCAAGGGCACGAAAUUCGUCGCAUUCUAGCUGCAGCAACAUUGAGCGGAUACCUUCUUUGUGAAAAUCACAAAUUUGCGGAGGAGGCUAGAGAAUAUCCCACCUAUGGAUUUGACCUUCUCCAAGAAGUAGGAUUGGCCUUAAAGGGGCUGAGAUUUGACCGUAAAAGAGUCAUUCAUAAAUAUCAUCUCACCGGUGACAAUCGCAACAUCUACCAAUUUCGUUCAUUAUAG
Messenger RNA from Penicillium salamii, 666 nucleotides. The record is from the annotation of a GenBank genome assembly. Lineage: Eukaryota; Fungi; Ascomycota; Eurotiomycetes; Eurotiales; Aspergillaceae.